CCGUCUGAGUCAGUUCGGUUUGCAGUAGAGCUGCGUCUCGUAGUACGUCCAUGUCUCAGUUCAAGCCAUACUGUGCCUCAUAUAACUGGAAAGGCCAAAUCGCUUUGUUACCUCGGCUAUUACAUUGCAGAUUUCCGAUAGGCUUUUCAGCUCUGGUAUAGACAAGUGCUGUUUUACUGGUAGUUGUUUGCAUAAAGUUCGUGUGAAAUCGCGAUUUACUUAUUGGGCUCUUGCGGUUGAGUUGCACUUAAGUGGUUAUCAGUCACACUCACUAACGGUAGUUCCCGACUCGGAUUCUCUUUUGCGGUUGUCCCAUUGUUCCACAGAUCUAAAGUUCGUUGCAAACGAGCUAAGUCCUCUGUUGGCAGAAUUGUUCCUAGAGUUUACAUAAUUAAUCCGAUUGUGUGUCAGUGUUAGUGUUAAUUGCUUUUUAUUCUUGGAAAGCGUUUCGUGUGGUGGUCGGAUGAAUCAACAAGAAAGGUAACAUGAAUUAAGUCACCUUUGUUGAGCGCGUGUAUCACCAGUACCAGCACUACAACAGCGGCCGUACACGCAAAGCUGAAGGCGAUUGGUAAAUAACAGCACAGGAAACGGGCUUACCUGUGUAUGUGGGUAACUGUUUGCUAAAAAGAGCAUUCGGAAAAGUGCACCGCCAAAGAUGUGUGAUAUACGACUCAAACGAGUACAAGAAAGUUGAUCAUUGAUUAAGGUUGAGUGCGCCGUGCGUUUUUCUUGUGAAAUGUGCAGCAUUCGGUGAUCUACUUUAAUGUUUCCACGUCAAUUUGUUGGCGCGACAGAGUCGGAAAAUAGUGAUACAUAAAUCGAAUGAUUCACGUUUAGAAAGAGGGUUAAGCCGAGCGAAACCAAGAAAACGACAACAAAGGUCAUUGAGCGUAAAUAUUUUUAUUCGUUUGUCGUCUUACGUGCAGUGUGAAAAAAGGCGAAUCACGUCGCGACGACGAUUGUGUAUUUUUAUGCAAGGGUUCUUGGCAGAUUCAAGGAAUAUCGCGGUAGAACGAGUGUCAGAAAUUUUGAUGGUUGCACACUGAUGGAAUAACAACUAUGACAUGGGAUCCUGUUCGAGACGACAUUUUUUGUUGUCAAUAUGCUUUCUGCAAUUGUUAUUCGUCAUCGAACGCCAGGUGUUCGACUUCCUCGGGUUUAUGUGGGCACCGAUACUGGUGAACUUCUUUCAUAUAAUAUUUGUGAUAUUUGGAUUCUUCGGUGCCUAUCAAUAUCGUCCAAAAUAUUUAAUAACGUACUCACUAUGGAAUCUUCUAUGGAUAGGAUGGAACGUAUUUUUAAUAUGCUUUUAUUUAAACACAGGGAUUUUAGAUAGGGAUAGUGACUUAUUAAAUAUGGGCACCGGAAGCGUGUCGUGGUUCGAGGUAAACGGCUAUGGCUGCAAGCCAACCUAUCCGACGAACAUCACUUCGGAGGAUCCGUACCGACCAGUGAGGCCCGAGCGGGUCGAUGGCUGUGUUCUGGAGUAUCACAUAGUGGAAAUUGUUCAUUCCAGUAUACAAUGUGCGCUAGCGAUACUUGGUUUCUUUGGAGCCAUCUGUCUGGGGCAUACGUAUCUAGACGAGGACGAUAGCUUCGACUUUAUGGGUGGUGAUGCGAAAAGUCCCCAGCACACGGCAGUGCAUCCAAUGUACGUGAGCUAUGCUAGUUUACCGACCACGAAUAGCGCCACAUCAACACAACUAAAGCAAGCAAUCGCUGCAAAACCCGCUCCAUCAGCCACGGUCAUCACGGCCAACAACCAUAACAGUAGUAGUACCCAUUGCCUCAAUAACACUAGCGUUAAGCUCGGUGUUGUACUCAUGUCGAUUAACGGUCACAGUAACAGGAAUGCAAACUCAUCCUCAAACACUAACACACUACUGUCGUCAUCCUCGUCACCGUCAUCGACGUUCACCAAUUGCAACGGAAACGGUAGCGAUAGUAUUGGCAACGGCAUACCACCAUCCGCACUCGGUGGACAGAUACACGAAGCACACGUGCCACUACACCAACAGCCACUUCCACACCCGCUCAGUCGAAAUUCUAGCUUUAGUAAGACCCGCAGUGGGCAACUACGUAAGAAUAGCAGUAGUAUCAGUGUUCGAUACACCGACGUUAUUCAGCAGCAACAACAUGAUGAUGAGCUGAUAAUCGCCAACGAGGACGAUACCUUUUUCAUCCCGAAGAGCUCGUCUUGUCGAAAUAACUUCGGCAUCAGUAAUCCUUUUAACAACGUCUCCAGUCGGUACUAUCGCGAUGGCGAUGGUGAUCCACGAGCUGACGACGAUGACGAUAACAGUUGUCUAAUCACCGGUUCCUCCCAGCAACUAUCCCUUUCGACACCGCUGAAACGAAUUCCCUCAGUUACAUCGAGCAACGCCGGGAUUGGCACAGGAAACAACACAACGACACCAACGAACGAAAAUAGCUCAAUAGCUUUCGAACGAAAUUUUUCCCAUGGGCUUCGACAUGAUUUCAACGCUCAUCAGCACAGGAUAGGACUUAAGCCUCAUCAAUCAGUACAACCAUUGCCACCACCAGUGCCCCCACUGCCGCAGUUGCACCUUCAGCAGCAUUUCGAUGGCACGGAAAAUUAUCGAAUGCCGUAUCAGUAUAUAACACGAUCUCCGAAUUUAAAUCGCAUCGCUAGACGAAAUAACGCGAAUUUAAUCAACAACAAUAAUAGCAAUAAUAACAGUAGUAACAGCACUCGUGUAAUGAGUCCAAAAUAUUGCGACCAAAUCCGCGAACAGGGAGGACCCCCAGGUUAUCCCGGCCACGAGAACAACAACUAUCCGGCACCGCCACCACCACCCUCGGUUGCAUCGGUUGGUGGCGGAUAUCCGGUUUCGGUUAUGCACCGAGCAAAGUCCCAGGAUCGACUGUCGCAUCGUAGCCGUCGGCAUCACGGUGGGGCUCGUGGUCCCUACGGUGCCCAGCAGCAGCGGCCCCGGUCCUUUUGCAGCAAUAACGGAGUCUAUCCGGACUAUGUGAUCAUGGAACAUCCUGGCAGUUAAAAAAAACAGGAAUGGUUUGCCAGGACACAGUUCCAACCCAGUCUGAUUUUUUUUGUGUUUAUUCUUUUAGUGCGGCUCUGAUGUUUUGUUUCAGAUGUGAAAUAGUGACGGGCGCCCGUCUGUCUACGAUGGUGGGCGCAUGUAAGUGUAAUCGUACAAUUGGUUCCGGCUUGAAUGGCAAUCGCUGGCCGUGUAAAAUUAUAGUCAGCUUGCAAGACAUGAAGCAAUUUGUGUCGAUUCUAAUUCAAUUUUCAAUGGCAGCUGGGUUCGUGAUGUUGAAUAUGAGUCAACGAUAUCGAUUCUAGUGAAAUUAUUAAAGCUUAUUAUUAAGCGACAAUCGAACAUUUUCGGAAUAGGGUUAGUUUGAUGACAAUUCAGUGAAUAUGUUAUAGUUUACCAAUAUGAGAUGGAUAAUUCAACGGGACUAGCUAAAAUAUGAUAAUUUGUUACUUAAUCUAAUACUUAAUAUUUGACCAAUUUGUCACGACGCCUAGUUGAAAUACUUUGUAGAUGUUUAUUAAUGGAAAAAAUACCUAGUAAAUCAAUGUAAAAAAUAUCUCUAGCUAAAACUACUUUUAACUUUGAAUUUAAUAUUGACCAGUGGAUUUGAAUUAAUCUAGCGUUAAAGACAACAUUUUCUUUGACCAUAUUACCUAAUUCAGAGGCACCUUAGAUUUUAGUUAAUAAAUGGCCUUUUUUCGAACACAUCGUAUGAAAUGAAAAAUACUAAGCAAUCCAGAGGUAGUCCGGUAUCGAAAUAAUAUUUGUUAUAUUCUUUGAAUUGUUCCAAAUUUUUUUCAUUUUUGUUAUUUUUGCAUUCCAAAGUAACACAUAUCUUAUAAAAAAAACUAACCUAUUGCAGCAGCCACGUCAAUAAUUGGAAGACAAACGAUUCAAAAUGUUCCAUUAGAAUUUAAAACCCUUUGCCUAUCUGGGACAAGCAAUUCGUUUUAUAUUAAAAUCAAUCAGAAAUCUUUUUGUUAUAUAUUCUAUUAAAUAAAAGAGGAAAGUAAAACGUGAAUUUAAAAUUACAUUUUCGGUAAAUCGAAAAACCAGUUCGUGAAUAAUGUGGGGCAUAUUUCCACUGAGCCCCUGCAAUUAAUGGGGAGGCACCAUGGUCGCCAUCAAUUUAUUUAUCGAGAAUUUUUACUUUAAAUUAUUUUUUCUCUAAUUUGUGGCACUAAGCUGAGCUAUUGAAAUAUUAUACCACUUUACCGUGAUUUAAAAAGACAGACAAUUUUUUUUCACAACUCUUAAAAAUUCUUGAAACAAACGGGUUAAAUAAAGUUCCUUAUGGUUUAGGAACUCCCAAUACCAAAUGUUUUGUUAGUUGAAAUCUCUUACACGAUUGUAAGCCAAUUAUCCCUUUCAAAAUUAUAAUCCAAUUAGCUUGAAGUAACUUUACCGAAGGAAUCAAAUUUCUAUGACUAUCCUUUGAAGCAGUGCAUGCACUAUAUUAUUGUCAUGCUAAUUAUAUUUCUUCAUGAGUAUAAUAAUAUUUUAGCUUGAUUAUUGGCAUACAAGGUGACAAGUAUUUUUUUUAAAUUUUAGAUCUUGUUCUAGUAAUUAGUAUGUUUACAAUAAUUAGCGUCAUCGAUUGUAUAUUCGCCAUGCAAAGCUGGUCAUUUCAGGUAUUUCGGUAGUGCUUAUUUUGCACCGUUUGAAAUACGCUUCAGUAAGCUUAACAACGCGCGUGAAUAAUGAUAACAUAACAGUCGGUACCUUAUUCAAUUGUCCGUGGAGAAUAAAAUAAAUGCAUAAUUGUCAUUUUAUUUGCUACAUAAAUACCAAAGUUAAUACACGAUACAUAAAACUUGUAUUACGCCAUCUUCAAUUACAUAGGUAUUACCAUAUCUAUUUCGACAAAUAUCUCGAGACACUAAAGGUAAAUUUCGUGACAUUGUAUUGUCUCUGGAAUGUCGUGUUUCGCCGGAAUAAAGAAACAAGGAAUAAUAAAAUCGUUCACAUAUCGUUUGAUUCAAUUAAAUAUAAGCAACGGUGGGCAGUCCGGAGCUGAAGCUGUUUGUUUACGAUCCGAGCAUUUCCAAAUUAAUUCAACAAAGGAUAAAUCUAUCAUAAAUUCUCGGUUGCCCAGAGCAAUAAACACAUGAUAACACUUCUGAGAGUUGCAUAGUUCCCUUAUCAAGGUGAAUCCAUAUUUAUGUAACUCUUUACUCCAUUUGUUGCACUAACAUUCCUUUCCUUCCCCGAUGACUGUAAGGAUGUGGCCGGCGCCGUUAUUGGCAUUUCAAGGUAUAGAACUCUCGAAACGUAGACAUGGAGAAUGGUUAGCUAUUCCUAGACCCCAUUCGUUGACUCUCUGUUCAAUUUCUCUUGUUCCGGUCAAUUACGGGGUAGCAGCUGCAAAUUGAAACAAACUGUUUCGUUAUUUUACUAAAUAUUUGUAUAUAAUUCGAAUAUGUUUGGAAAGGGCAAAUUUAUUCUUCAUGCAACUUUUGUUCGAUGAACGAAAAUAAGUUCGAGCCACCAUCGAAAUCGUUCAAUGUACGAACAAUAAAUUAGCCCUUUCCAAAAAUAUUCGUGCUAUAUACAAACACAGUUUUUCGCAAAAGUCCUUUUAUAUGCCAAAGACUUACAUACUUAAUUUUGUUCUACCGAAUCCCAGCGUUUUUCGCAACUUGUACCGAGUUUUGCACAGCCGAGCACUCAGCAAACAAAGCUUUUACCGAGAUCUCAGUAGAAGUGACGUUUGUCUUGCUGAAACUCCGAAAACAUGUCGCUGAGCAUCAGACACUUUGCUGAGUUAUCAGUUGGGAAUUUUUACUGACUGUUCAGAUGUGCGCAAAUUACCGAACUGCAUUGAGUGUGUAGACAAUUUUUGAUCAAGUUCUUUUGCACGGAUUUUGCAAUUAACACGGUUUUUGUUUUUAUUCCGAGACCUUAUAUGCAAAAUAUUUUUGGAAAAGUGAAAAAGGCGGAUCUUAAAGAUUCCUUCGGGCCCGAGCUUCAACAAUCUGGUUGCUUUUGGAACAGUAUUAACGAGUAGACGCCAAAUGUCUAUGUCUGAGGCCAUGUUGAAACCAAGAGAGUGACUUUCGGUUUCGUGGAAUUCUCUAAAACCCAAUCAAUAUGGGUAUUUUGGAAUGGGAUUGACGAGUAGAUGCCAAAUAUCGAUGUCUGAGGCCAUUUCGAAAACCAAGAUGGUCAUUUCAGUUUAGUAAAAUUUUCAAUUACCACAACAAUGUAAGAAUUUUUCGAAUGGCGUUGAUGAAUGAUACCGGACGUCAAUUGCCUGAUUUUGUCAACUUUUUGAUUCGAUUUUGAGCCUCACAUGAAAAUCCACUCGAUGAGCUCUAACAGACGAACCAAUUCAAAUCCGAGUAAAUCCACUCAUGAGCACAUUUUUCUUAUCUUAUAAAUGCAAAACAUUCAAAAUAAACGUAUAUUUUUGUUUUACACCGGAUAGUUACACUAAAUAAUCAGAACCAUCUUGGGUGUUAAAAUGACGUCAGUCCUCAUGCAAUUGCGUAUUUGUCAAUCAAAUUCUAAAACACUCCACGUUUUCUGAGUUAUACAGAAUAUCCCUAAGCCUAUAAUCGCCAUUCUGUAUUUCAAAAUGGCCUCAGACAUUGAUCUGUAUCGUGCGCUCAUUAGCCCCCCUCUGAAAAUAUGCAUACUGAUUGGGUUAUAGAAAAUUCCUUUAGAACGGAGGUUGCCAUCUUGGCAUUGCAAAUGGCCUCAGAAAUCGAUAUUUGGUGUCUACAGCCCGUUGCAAAAAUGUCCAUAUUGAUUGGGUUUUAGAUAAAUCCAAUGAACCGGAAGUCGCAUUUUGAUUUUCGAAAUGGCCUCAGACACCGAUAUUUGGCGUCUACUCAUUAAGCCCGUUCCAAAAAUAUCCAUAUUGAUUGAGUUUUGGAGAAUUCCAAUGUACCGGAAGUCGCCAUCUUGGUUUUAAAAAUGGCUUCAGACAUAGAUAUCUGACGUUUACUCACCAAGCCCGUUCCAAAAAUUCCAAAUUCGUGAAGCCCGUUCCAAAAAAUACCCACAUUAAUUGGGUUUUGGAGAAUUCCACUGAACCGGAAGUCGCCAUCUUGGUUUUCAAAAUUUCCACAGGCAUCGAUAUCUGGCGUCUACUAGUUAAUACUGUUCCGAAAACAACCAUAUUGUUGAAGUGCGGGCCAAAAGGACACCUCAAGAUCCGACUUUUUAAAAAAAAUUCUAAGGAAUUAGAGUAAAAACAGAAACCGUGUUGCUUGCAUAAUGCGUGCAAAAAAGCUUGUUCAAAAAUCGUCCAAGUCAUUUGCCUUCAAAAGGAAUUAGAACAUUUUAUAUAAAACUCCGAAAUCACCCCUUUACCUAAAAUCGUCUAACUCUUUUGCAUUGAAUGUAAUUCGUUUUUUGCACGGUUUUCGCAAUUAACGUGGGUUUUUGCACGGUUUUUUACACGAUGCGUAUCCCCCGUGUAAAAAACCUUAGUGUGUUUUAAUUUCUGUGUGGUGUGCGUGUCGGUUAUUUUGCUGUCUUUUGGCAUGAUGUGGGUUUUGAAUAAAAAAGGAAAAUUAUUUUCAAUAUGUAAUAUUAGAGAAUCUCGCAAAAUUAAAACAAAACGUAAUGCAAUUUUAAAUUUUUAUAUUGAAAUUAACUAAUUGACAAAACAAGCAUCUGUUUUGUCAUUUUUCUAAUCAAAUACCUUUCAGUGCAGAAUUAUAACAAUGAGCAACAUUCUUGAUUUAUCUCUAGAACAUUGAUAGCCUUGAAAGCUGCCUUUAUCCACAUUGUAACAAUAGUAAUAUUACUAUUAAACUUCUUGUAGUCACAGGCCUAAAUCACUUACAGUAACAAAUAUAUAAAAACUUCGCGAUUCUUUAGUUCUAGAUAAUGGUUGAACCAAAUAUGUUAGUAUCAUGAUUGUUAGAGUAACCACGUGCGUAUGUGGCCAAAAUUAAUCAUUAUUUUGCAAAACUAUUAAACUGUGUUAAUAUAUUUAUAGAUGUACACCGUAAAAAUGUUUAUGGAAUAAACACACGAACGGAGAUCUUAAUGGAAUGCACUUAGCACUUAACACAGGUUUUCUUCCAUUUAAUUUCACUAUGUAUAUUUAUAAUGAAUUGCACUUGCACUUUACUAGUAAAUAAUAGAUACUGGUAUUUCGACUACUACUUAUAGACCUCUUCUAUAUACUGAUACAAACACUAAAGAAGACUACAGGUAGUAGUCGAAAUAUCGGUAUUUAUUAUUUAAUAGUGAAGUACAAGUGCAAUUCAUUAUAAAGAAACUUGGUGGUAUAAAAUGGUUCAAACCCUGUUUUAUGUGCUAAUAUUUAUGUGUUAUUUUAGUCUAUCAUAGUAGUAUAAAAAUGUCACAGUUAUGACAUUUGGCAUAUUAGCAUAAGUUUUGAUAUUGCAUAAAACGAAUUGUUGUUCAUUGCAACUCGCCUUGAUCUCUAUUUCAACGCACCUCGGUAGGAGAAGAGUUGAAACUGAACGAACCAUGUUUUUAAAAUCAGUUUAUAACUACUUUGUUGUAAAUUAACACGUUUUAUUUUGAAAUAACUGAUAUUUUAUUUAAUAUUUAAGGAGAAUUGUUCUUAAAUACUAAAUCUUUCCCCCACAGUUCGCCGUUUUCAAGGACUACCAAAACUAGGAAUACUAAUUGAUUCAGAAUUCAUAAUUAUUAUUUAUACUUAUAAUCGUGGAUCAGCCACGAACAUUGCCUCGAAAAGAUAUCUGCAUCAUGCGACAGUAGCCCAAAGCAAAGAUGAAAUUUUUGGAAUUUGCGUGGUAAAUUGACAUAUUUUGCAUUGUUUGGAAUACAGUUGUAAACCAUUAUGGACUUUCGAGUGAGUAAAAAUCAAUUUACGAGUUCGUGAAGUGAAUAACUUCACAUCUCCGAUGUGGUACCACUUCUGCUCUGCAUUCGGUGGUAACGCUGGAUGUUAUCUGCCAACUGUCAAGAAGCAUAGAUUGGCCGGCACCAAAAUUGGGUCCAUACGUCGGAUGUCAAAUAUGAGCUUGGCGUUUGCUUCUGGUAUACACACAAGUUUGUAUGUGUAAAUAUAUGAAAACCCGGCAUUCAGAAAGAAUCUAGAUGUUGCCUUUUGCUUUCUAUAAUCCACAAAUAUAUAAAUUUGGGUGUAAGCGUCAACUAGAGAUGGUCGGGUUCGGGUUUUUAGACCCGAAACCCGGACCCGACCCGAACCCGACGGGUUUCGGGUCGGGUUCGGGUUCUAUGAAUUUAAGCUUCUCGGGUUCGGGUCGGGUUCCGGGUUUUGAAAUUUGAAAUUCUCGGGCUCGGGUCGGAUCCGGGUUUUUAAAAUUUUGAACUUUCGGGCUCGGGUCGGGUUCGGGUUUUUCAAAUUAGAAAUUAUCGGGGUCGGGUCGGGUUCGGGUUUUGAACAAAGCAACCCAACCAUUUCUUGACGCUGUCUAUACACAAGACCCAGUUUUUUUUUAUACUUCGUGAUACGAAUGGAAGACACAUAUAACCGUACCAAAUGGUAGCACCUUUAAGGUUGCACAGAGAAUGCGUAAAAUUCGCAAACGAAAAAAGCAGUUUUUUUCCACACCGUAUGUCAGAUCUUCAUAAAAAUCAAUCAGCAUAUGUAGAAUGUUGUUACUGUACUGCUGAUUGAUUUUUAUGAAGAUCUGACAUACGGUGUGGAAAAAAACUGCUUUUUUCGUUUGCAAAUUUUACGCAUUCUCUGUGCAACCUUAAAUCGCUAGAAUUCGUCGUAUUUUCUGGUGCUCAAAUAUAGUAUUUUUUCAUUCUUGUAUAAAAUUCUGUAUCUUCAGAUUCGCAAACUGACUGAAUUAUUUUAUGUUUUAAAAGAACAUUCAUGAGAGAGCAUUCAACAAUACGUGUCUCACAUCUAAAAUCUCUUUGCGAUUUAUUUUUAAUGAUAAUUAGUAAUAAAUCAUGUCAAUAGGAAUUUAUCGAAAAAUAUUGGUUCAACUUUCUGUUUUAAAAUAUUAAUUUCGACAGGUAUUUUAAAACCGAUACGUAGGCCGCGGUCAGAGUCCAAAGCAAAGCGAGUAGAAAUCUACGGAAAGUAGAAACAAUAAAAACCAAUCUAUUGAUCCGAAAUCAAACAGUGGGUGUUGCGAGUGCACUUAAUGGUAGUACUUUUUGCUACAUAUUGAAUAAUAAUUGUCCAUUAACCCUACAACGGUUUCGUGACUUUUUCUCUAAGUAAACGGUUUUUUGGGAUACAUUCGUAGCCAAGAACUAAAAUCGCUCUAAUAUGUCUAGUUUUUAUUAAAUUUAUAAUUAAAUUGGAUAGUUUUAUUCUAAAACAUACGAUUUUUCACAAGUUUUUCGCUUACUGUGUAUCGAUGUUUUGCUUUUAAAAAAAGAUAAAAUAAUGUCUUCGGAAUUAUGCAAACAUGACAAAACAUUAACGUAAAUGGUUUUGUGGGGUACAUUUGUACCCCAAACAAACUUUAAGCGGGCACUGUUAAGUUGGUCAAAUGCAACAAAUAGGUUAUACCUGCUUUAAUAAAAGUUUAAUAAUAAUCAAAUUGAUUUAUGAUAAAGAAUGCUUGCAGUUAAAAUAAACUGUAACCAUUGACCAGUGUCGCCUAGCCGGACAAAACCUCAAAAUUUUAUUUUAGAUUUUUCAUGAUUUAACAUUUUUCCCUGUUUCUUAACAGGUUGAAUAAAGUCUUCUCAAAAUAUAAAGUCCUGAGGGCGAUAGUUCGAUUUUUUACAGAACUUCAAAGGUGAAAUAGAUUAUCAAUUCUGAGAAACAUUGUUUUCAAACCUAAGUUAUUCAAAUGAAUAUACAUUUUUAGUUAUGACUCCGAUUUGGAUUGAACUGGUUUCAUUUUAAAGGUUAUUCGCUGGACUUAUAGUUGCCAUUCGAUUCAGUCGAUACAAGCCUUUCUUCUCGCUCAGACAUGAGGAACAAAUAAUAAAUCGCGCAAUAAAUUAAAGUUAUAAUAUUCAAAGUGGCUGUACUUUUUUUUGAAACAGUUCGGAAAGAUCGCUUGUUGUUCAUGAUACUUGAAAAUUAGUGUACUUUCCGAAAAUAAAUAUCUUGUUUUGCCCCUUUCUGCCCCGAGAUAUGAAAAAAGGUGAUUUUUCAUGAUAUGUCUGAAGGAGACGCAUGGUAGCCUUUGAUUACCCAAGUUUCGUAAUAUAAUUUAUAGAUGUGUCUUAUCAUUAUUAACAAUUGAAAAAAUGUGUAUUCUGUUAAAAAAUUCACCGCUCCUAAUUUAUUGAAAAUGAAUUUUAUAUUCGUAAAUAUUGAAUUUUCGAACCACCCUAAGUGCCAAAAUUUUGUGGCAAUAAAAAAAACAAAAAAUAAACAUCAAAUAUGAAUUCAGCGUCACAAAAUUACCUUAAUGUAAAGUUUUCAUCAAAUUCAGGCCACUUUUGAGAUUUUGUCCGACUUUUGUAUGGAAGGUGAUCACUGUGUGCUGUGGUAAAUUACCAUAGCUAACAUGUGAUAAAUUAUACAGAACUGCCUUGCAGGAAUGGUUUUACAUUUCCUAGAAAAGAAAUGUAUAGAAUUCGCUUUUGAUACAAAAUUAGAAAUUUUGGUUAAGUACGACGGGUAAGGUUGUUUGAAACUGUCACCAUUAAGUUUUUUGUUUCCCCAUGAGUUAGCGACCGAUUUAUUCUACAUUUCAGUUAGUAUAUCGACAAUUUGUAAGUUUCUCAUAACAUUACAUAUUCGACGUUCAAUAAUAGCAAAUAAAAAUGCGGAUUUUACUCGCCAGUAAUUUGUUAUAACUCAACGCGUAUGGUGCUACUUCAGAUUCGAAUGAUUCUACUAUUCUAGGAUGAGCCUAGGUUGCCUAAAAUUGAAAAUCUUCGAGAUCUCUUAUGGAUUCUCCAUAUUAGCACGUUGGGUUCGGAUCGGGUUUCUCAAAUUAAAAAUUUUCGGGUUCGGGUCGGGUUCGGGUUUUCAAAUUUUAAAAUUCUCGGGGUCGGGUCGGGUUCGGGUUUUACAAAAUAUUCAUUCUCGGGUACGGGUCGGGUCCGGGUUUUAUAAUUUUAAAAUUUUCGGGCUCGGGUCGGGUGCGGGUUUUUCAAAUUUUAUAAUUUCGGGCUCGGGUCGGGUUCGGGUUUUUCAAUUUUCAAGCUCUCGGGUUCGGGUCGGGUUCGGGUUCGAAAAAAAUGAAACCCGACCAUCUCUAGCGUCAACAUUGCCGAAGACUGCAAAUUAAUCCGAUUUUGUAGUAAAAAGAUAUUUUCAUAUAAUGUUAUCUUUUUCUCGCACAUGCUUAGAAUAGAUUUUCAAUAAUUCUAUGAACCUUUAAAGCCCUUUUCCAGUAACUUCCAAUCAAUAUGCAACCUUCAGCAGAAGUGAUUGUUAUAAAUUAGGUUAUGUGGCCAUAAAAUUUGAGGUAUACAAAGUUACUGCUGUGGGAUUUUUUUUUAUUGAAAUUUGAGUUUUUAUUUCAGAUUUUCAUAUAUAUUACUAUAGAAUCUUAAAAUCUCUUGUGAGUGAACUACACAGCAAAAAAAGUAUCUUUACGUCUUGCCAGAUGCACAUAAAAGGAGCGUUCCAAUUCACAUAAAUUUACAUUUAAUUACAUGUAAAAAUGUGAGUUGUUCUGCUUUUCCUAUGUCAUUCAGUCUGAAUUUUACAUCAAAAUUUAAUUAUUUAUAUUUUAUCAUGACAUGUAAAAUCCUAUUAUCAGACAGAAAAAAUACGUCGCUACGUUGUUUACGUCAAAUGUAAUUUUCAUUUUCUCUAAGUGUUUAGAGUUGUCGGAAUAAGCUCAUGUUUGGCAUAUGGUUUGUGGCGCCAAUUACCAUUUGAUUUAGCGGUGUUCCGAAAAAAGGUCGGAAUUGUUACCGGUCUAAUGUUGCUUAUUCCAACAACAAUCGUAUUUACCAUCAGCUUGAUCGAAAAUCUGGUUACUUUCUUCCAAAAUCGCAAAAUGAAGACACACGAACUGACACGACAAAUCGAAUCUAUUAGUAACAUAUAUUGCCUGUUUCCGACGAUUUCUUGUUUAUUGAUCCACGAAUUCAUCAUGUCCCAAUAGGCGACAUGGUAUUGAAUGUCGUAAACAUUGCAUGUCUGGUUGUGAGACUUUGCCAUGUUCCCGCACCGCUUCCUACGUCCGGAAAAAAAACUGUAAACGAUUGUGAAAAAGAGGUGGUCACAAUAUGCGUGACUCCUCUAAUUGUUUUUCUUUUGGUAUGUUUUUUUAUCAGAAUAUUACGCCGGUUUGUAUACAGACUGUAUACAGUGUCACUAUUUCACUAUUUAAAACAAAAUUAUAUGAGUCGUGUUGAACCAUGAAAAAAUAUACGCCGCAUUAGAAAUUGCGCAAUGUUCCUUAACUUAUUACUACUUUUAUAAAAGUUUAUGCUAACAUUAGAAAAAAAGAGAAGAAAUAUUGCUUUCAAUAGUUGAGAAAUUCGAUUAGUAAAAUUAGCCCAGUAAUUAAAUGUGACCCCGUACUGUGUAUGUUGUAGUCAAAAGGUCAUUUACUAUUGUAUUGAAAUUACUAUUACAGAUAGAAAACCUAAAGGAUGUAGUUGAGAACUGAUUAGUAGUGAUAACUCAAUCAAUUGUUUUGUCCUUCAUCUAAGACUAAUUAUUAUUGAUAUGUGAAUUCAAAUUCAACAUAUAAGUGAAAUGAAUGACAAAUGAAUAGCUUCUAAAUGUACAACAUUCACGUACAAAUACAGUGGGCAGAAGAAAAUCAAAAGUUCGCAUUGCGUUAUUGCCACUCAUGUUAUACGGCCAAAAGACAAAAAAAAUGUACUGUAACUAACGCGAAUCAAACUAGUUUACGCAUUUAGAGUUAGUUUGUAGAAGAGAUUUUUCUACUUAAGUUGAUUUGGUAUGUUUAGCGAACGAUAACGAUGUUAUUAUGUAAUCUUGUUCAACUUAGGUCUAAUUUGUGUAUGAAGAAAUACGGCAAGA
Molecule: messenger RNA, 13872 nt
Organism: Topomyia yanbarensis
Lineage: Eukaryota; Metazoa; Arthropoda; Insecta; Diptera; Culicidae
Gene: NKAIN
Product: sodium/potassium-transporting ATPase subunit beta-1-interacting protein
Exons: 6
Coding region: 1068-3023 (651 amino acids)
Biological process (GO): regulation of sodium ion transport
Source: RefSeq, a predicted model, not a curated record